AUAAAGCAACGAAAGAGCCAUAGAGCCAGCCUCACGUUAAUUGGUAAAAAUUUUAAUGGCUCCCAGACGCACCAUCCUUUUUGCAAUUUCGAUCGCAGGGGAACGGCGGCCAUGGUCGUCUUCUCCGCAUCGUAAUUACUCCUUUUUUCCCUGAAUUGGACAACAGAGAGCACUAAACAAUCGGAAUACGUAGGGCACCGGUUACGGCUACGGCGUCGUUCCGUCCUCCAUCUGAGCGGCGCCAAUCCAUGAAUGGCGGUUCCUUAUUCUCCUGAAAUCACACCGUCUUCCAAUUAUUCUCCGGCAGCCUCUUCGCCGAUCAAAUUUUCCUUCGCUUUGGCAGAUCCUUCUCCGUCGUCAGUUAAGUGCAACUCGCCGUCAGAAAAUGCUCCCCAACCGGAAUCCCCACCCCCGCCGCCGCGCACGCACGUGCCAAAUACCGGCGCGGCCAUAAUCGCCGGAAUUGUUGGCGGCGCAGCGGUGGUUGCCGCCGUCGCCGCUUGCCUUUUCUGGUUGUUCAUGUACAGAAGAAGAAGCUGGAGUCAAAACGACGACGUACCGCCUCAUUACCUAGAUCCAGAACGCCCUCCCAAAGGCGACAGCCGAUGGAAUGAACCGGGAAAAAAUAGUCCGGAGCCAUCGGAACCAAUGACAAGCUCCCCGCCAUCCCCUGGAAGCCUUAUCAGCCUGUCAUCGAGCUUCUCCGGCCAUUCACCGAAGCAGCCUGUGCGGCAAUUCACCUACGAGGAGUUGGCGAUAGCGACAAACGGAUUCUCCGAGUUAAAUUUGUUAGGACAGGGCAUGUUCGGGGACGUGUACAAAGGCAUAUUGUCCGAUGGGAGCUUGAGGGAGGUGGCGGUGAAGAGGCUCAACUCCGGCGACGGUGGCGACCGGGAAUUCCAAUCGGAGGUGGAAAAUAUCGGCAGCGCCCAUCACCGGCACAUUGUGUCCCUCGUUGGCUAUUGCAUCGGAAAUGGCCAAAAAAUGCUUGUCUACCAUUUUAUUCCGAACAAUAAUCUUGAAUGUCAUCUACAUGAAAAAGGACAACCGCCGAUGGAUUGGACGAAGAAAGUUCGUGUAGCGGCGGGAUUGGCUAAAGGGCUUGCCUACCUACAUCGUAUAUGUCAUCCUGCAAUAAUUCACGGUGAUGUUAAAGCUACGAAUAUCUUUCUUGACGGUGAUUUUGAAGCUAUGGUAGGAGACUUUGGUCUGGCUAAGCUUUUGUCAGCAGAUACCAUGGGAACAUCUGGGUAUUUGGCUCCCGAGCGCGCGGGUGGUGGAAAACUAACAAAGGAAUCCGAUGUUUUCUCGUUCGGAGUUGUUCUUUUGGAGCUUAUAACUGGCCGGAGAGCUGUGGACUCCGACGGCAAUUACCUAGUCGAAUGGGCGAGGCCAAUUUUAGUAAAAGCAUUGGAGGAGAAGGAUUUUGAUGAGAUGAUAGAUUCAAGAGUGGGAAGCAAUUACAAUGUGCAUGAGUUGGAGGUCAUGGCUACAUGCGCUGCAGCUUGUAUACAUCAUUCCGACAAACGGCGCCCUAAAAUGACCCAGAUAGUCGAUGCCUUAGACGACGUUUCAAUAGUGAAGAAUCUAAGGAAAAGCGAAGAGUGAGGACAAGGUGUAGCACGUGUUAACAAGUAGCAUGCUUCUAUCAGGGCAAAAUUAGAAAUUAAUAACAAUAAGUUGUAAAAUAAAAUGACGACAAGAAUAAUCAAGAUUUAUGUCGAAUUAUCUUAUUUUACGUCUCGAUACAUAAUUUAAAUCCUAAACAUUGUUUUGUUAUAUAUGUUAAUGGAUUGUUAUCCUCAAAA
Andrographis paniculata is the source of this 1808-nucleotide messenger RNA. Its product is annotated as proline-rich receptor-like protein kinase PERK1. Gene Ontology annotation, biological process: protein phosphorylation. The transcript is spliced from 9 exons. NCBI's taxonomy places the organism in Eukaryota, Viridiplantae, Streptophyta, Magnoliopsida, Lamiales, Acanthaceae. Gene Ontology annotation, molecular function: ATP binding; protein kinase activity. The record is from RefSeq and is a predicted model, not a curated record. The coding region runs from base 253 to 1608 and encodes 451 amino acids.